Messenger RNA from Salvia splendens (bonfire salvia), 2612 nucleotides. RefSeq names its product vesicle-fusing ATPase. Gene Ontology annotation, biological process: intra-Golgi vesicle-mediated transport; Golgi to plasma membrane protein transport; SNARE complex disassembly. The record is from RefSeq and is a predicted model, not a curated record. Gene Ontology annotation, molecular function: ATP binding; ATP hydrolysis activity. Gene Ontology annotation, cellular component: Golgi stack. Bases 113 to 2323 code for a protein of 736 amino acids. NCBI's taxonomy places the organism in Eukaryota, Viridiplantae, Streptophyta, Magnoliopsida, Lamiales, Lamiaceae. The transcript has 21 exons.
AAGAUCGAAAAUCAUAAAACUGAAAAAGAGGGAAGAACAAUAAUCUUAAAUCUUAAGAAUUUCAAAACAUUUACACAAGAAGGAUCUCAUUUUUUAUUAGCGAAUCGGAACAAUGGUAGGGCGCUCGCCGACGAUGAUUGUGACGAAUACCCCUGCGAAAGACCUCGCCUACACCAAUUUCGCCUUCUGCUCCCCCGGCGAUCUCCGGGAUUUCGUUGUACCUGGAUCGGGGAACGCCUACGCUUUGAUCGGCGAUGUGUUUGUUCUUUCUGUUUCUGGACAUGAUGGCAUUCCUGCGGGACACAUUGGUUUAAAUGCCAUUCAACGCCGUCACGCAAAAGUCUCCACUGGGGAUACAACGUCUGUCACCAGAUUCACUCCUCCUGAAGAUUUCAAUAUAGCAAUGCUGACCCUUGAGUUAGAGUUUGUGAAGAAGGGGGCAAGAGAUGAACAGGUGGAUGCUGUCCUAUUAUCCAAGCAGAUCCAAAACAGAUUCAUGAACCAGGUUAUGACAACUGGGCAAAGGGUAACAUUUGAGUAUCAUGGUAAUGGAUAUAUCUUCACUGUCAACCAAGCUACUCUUGAGGGGAAAGAAAAAUCUCAUGGUAUGGAGAGGGGGAUGAUAUCACCUGAGACAUUCAUUAUAUAUGAAGCAUCAAGUUCAAGUGGAAUAAAGAUUGUCAACCAGAGGGAAGGUGCUAACAGCAACAUCUUCAGGCACAAAGAGUUCAAUCUCCAGUCAUUUGGUAUAGGUGGUUUGAGUGCUGAGUUUGCUGAUAUAUUCCGAAGAGCUUUUGCCUCAAGGGUCUUUCCUUCACAUGUAACUUCUAAACUUGGCAUCAAGCAUGUUAAGGGAAUGUUGCUUUAUGGACCUCCUGGUACUGGGAAGACUUUGAUGGCUCGACAGAUUGGAAAAAUGUUGAAUGGGAAAGAACCCAAGAUUGUGAAUGGUCCUGAAGUGUUGAGCAAAUUUGUUGGUGAAACUGAGAAGAAUGUCAGAGAUCUAUUUGCGGAUGCUGAGCAAGACCAAAGAACCAAAGGUGAUCAAAGUGAGUUGCAUAUCAUCAUCUUUGAUGAGAUUGAUGCGAUUUGUAAGUCUAGAGGCUCAACUAGAGAUGGGACUGGCGUGCACGAUAGUAUUGUGAACCAACUUCUCACUAAGAUAGAUGGUGUGGAAUCUCUGAAUAAUGUCUUGCUCAUUGGAAUGACAAACAGGAAAGAUUUGCUUGAUGAAGCUCUUAUGAGGCCUGGACGUUUGGAAGUCCAAGUGGAAAUCAGCCUUCCUGAUGAAAAUGGUCGGUUACAGAUUCUUCAAAUUCACACAAGCAAGAUGAAAGAAAGUUCUUUUAUUGCUCCAGAUGUAAACUUGGAAGAGCUUGCUGCUCGGACUAAGAAUUACAGUGGAGCGGAGCUGGAAGGUGUAGUAAAGAGUGCAGUCUCAUAUGCUUUGAAUAGGCAACUAAAUAUGGAGGACCUUACUAAACCCGUUGAUGAAGAAAAUAUAAAAGUUACCAUGGAAGAUUUUCUGAAUGCUGUUCAUGAAGUGGUUCCAGCAUUUGGAGCUUCAACAGAUGACCUUGAACGUAGCAGACUAAAUGGCAUUGUGGAAUGUGGGACAAGGCAUGAACAUAUAUACCGAAGAACUAUGCUUUUAGCCGAACAAGUUAAAGUUAGCGAAGGAAGUCCACUUGUUACUUGCCUUCUAGAAGGCCCAAGUGGCAGUGGUAAGACUGCAAUGGCAGCAACAGUUGGUAUUGAAAGCGACUUCCCUUAUGUGAAGAUUAUAUCUGCUGAAACAAUGAUUGGACUCAGUGAGGCUACAAAAUGUGCUCAAAUUGUUAAGGUAUUUGAAGAUGCUUACAGAUCGCCACUAAGCAUAAUUAUCCUUGAUGACAUUGAAAGGUUAUUGGAGUAUGUUGCAAUUGGCCCUCGCUUUUCGAAUUUAAUCUCUCAAACAUUAUUGGUGCUUCUGAAGCGGCUUCCUCCAAAGGGGAAAAAAGUCCUUGUCAUUGGGACUACAAGUGAAGUUCAUUUUCUAGAAUCAGUUGGUCUUCGAGAUUCAUUCUCAGUCACCUACAAUGUUCCAACACUGAAGACAGAAGAUGCCAAAAAGGUGUUACAACAGCUUAAUGUUUUCUCUAGUGAUGAUGUUGAGUCUGCUGCAGAGGCACUGAAUGAUAUGCCCCUCAAAAAGCUGUACAUGGUUGUGGAAAUGGCUGCUCAGGGAGAACAGGGUGGAAGUGCAGAAGCUAUUUAUUCUGGCAAAGAAAAGAUCAAUAUUUCGCACUUCUACGAUUGCCUUCAGGAUAUGGUGCGAUAUUAGUUUAACAUUGCUAUCUACACCAAGUAAUAUUGCAGUUCCGAUUAUUAUUAUUUUUUUCGUAUUUUGUUUCCUCUGUAUGUUUCUUUCGUCUAUUUUUUCGUUUGAUAUUGAGGUUUAUGCACGUGUUCACCCUAUUAUUUAGAAUCACGGCUGUAGGCACGCAUUUGAUUUUGCUUCAAACUAAGUAUGUAGCCAUAUUUUGUUUCCAGUAAAUCAGAUCUUGCGAUCUGAUAUAUUUUUGCAAUUAUGGUUUGCUGAACAUAGUAGACGUAAAAAUAUGUUUGGACCA